Messenger RNA from Gadus morhua (Atlantic cod), 1980 nucleotides. RefSeq names its product lipid transport auxiliary protein 1 (gene ltap1). The record is from RefSeq and is a predicted model, not a curated record. Gene Ontology annotation, biological process: phagocytosis. The transcript has 6 exons. Bases 185 to 1072 code for a protein of 295 amino acids. NCBI's taxonomy places the organism in Eukaryota, Metazoa, Chordata, Actinopteri, Gadiformes, Gadidae.
AGAGACGCGGAAGUGUAGGACAUGUCACGUGAUUACCCCGGAUGUCAACAAAACUGUGGUUGAAGUUGUCUCUGGUUUUAGCGAUGUUUUUUUAUCAUUUAGUAACAUUUCAUUGUUGAAAACGUGGUUGAUAUGAAAGUAUAGCGGUUAUUUAAGUUUGUAGAUCUAAAGGAAGGAUUUGAAAAUGCGCCCUGACUCGCCUCUGUCCAGCGUCAACGUAGUGCUGGUGAUGGCCUAUGGAAGUCUGGUGUUUGUUCUGCUGUUUAUCUUGGUGAAGAGGCAAGUCAUGAGGUUUGCUAUGAAGACUCGCAGAGGACCGCACGUACCUCUGGGUCAUAACGCACCAAAGGACCUGAGGCAGGAAAUAGACGCCAAACUAAAUAAAGUACAGAAAAUCCAGUUUGAACCUCGUCUGAUUUCUCCUGACGAUGAGAGACUAAAAUACAGAGGACAAAAUGGUUGCUAUGAUUACAUCUACAGGAUGAGGGCGCUGGAUGCCAUCAGAGACGCCGGUGAGGUGUUCUCUUUCAUACUAGUAUUGUUCCUUCCUGCUUCAGAUGCACCAGUGUUUUGUGUUGGUGAUGCAUUGCUGUACCCUCACUUUGUCGCUUCUGAUUGUUUGAUAGAUUUCCCCUUCCACGAACUGGGCGGUACGUCGACGGCUGUGACAGGGAAGCGCUUCAGGACCUGGCUGCUGGAGCUGCGCAACUCCCACUCCUUCUUCUGCAGCACCAACCGGCCGCUCAUCGACAGGGUGCUGGAGGGGUACAACUGUGCACGCCACGGCCCGGAGGAGUUUGGCCAGGCAGAGUAUUUGAAAUACCAGGAGGCUCUUACUGAACUGGCCUCUGUUGUGAAGUCCUUUGCCAGCUGCAGCACUCUGAACCUGGAUCACCAGUCUGCCGCAAGGGACUUAAGCUACAGCCCGGAGCCCGCGACCUCUGACCCUCCGACCCAGAGCAGCGCCCUCAUGGCGCCGGGGACCCACCAGCAGCGGAGCAAGCUGCCAAAGCACUUCCUGGAGCUGAAGAGCUUCAAAGACAACUACAACGCGCUGGAAAGUGUGCCCUGAACGGAACUCUGUUUGAACCCUCCUGUGGCGGUCCCUGGGAGGUCAGAGUCAAUGUUGUAGCGCGCUACCACUUAGAUGAAAGUGCCUAUUGGUCUGGAGAUGGAGAACAGGAUGCACACCUUUGGUGGAGAAGGUAUUACUACUGCCUUAGUGAACUACUGUGGGGGGGUCACCCUUCAUGGUGUUAAUACAGCCUUAUAGUAUUAAUACACCACUUUUGGUUUGAACUAAGCAUUGCACUGCAGUUCACUGAUAAGGUUCUGUUUACAUUAACUUAACUUAGUAUUAUUGUUAUGAUAUGUGAACCGAAUAGAUGGUGUGUAUGUAUGUAUUUAGCCAAACAAAAUAUUAUGCAAUGCUAUGAGACAAUCAGUGUUAAUUGCAUUAAACAAUCUUGCAGAAAUGUUCUGUUGCAACGUCAUGAAAGCCUGCUUGCUUUCCCUUAGCGUUAAUCUUUCAAAAGCCAUAACAAAGCCAAUUAUUCAUUUAAGAUAAAAUGCUUCUCAUUCUCUUCUCACAGCGUAAUUGUUAUGUUUAUCAAUGCAUACUGCAUUGUGAGAAUGUGUCUGUGUCUGUGUGUCUAUAGGAUGUAUACUACUUGAAGACCAACAUGUCACACUGGUUUUCAGAUAUGGACUAUGUCAACUGACUAAUGGGUUUCUUUGGGAAUCAUGUCAAAUAAGUGGUGUACAGGAAUAUAUUAUUUAUGUUGUGAUUAUGUAAAUCAUGCUAAAGCUUAUUUAAUAAAGGUUUAUAAUUAUACAAAAAUAUUCAUGUACCAUAUGCAAAGGAACUGUGAAAUGUUACAUUGUGUUUCCAAAUACUUGCGUUCACCUAUGCUGAAGUUGCUGCUGGUGAAUAUUCCUAGACAUUCUUUGCUAAUUAAAACCACCUGUUUGUCAACUUUA